AUGCUUCUUACUUCCGCCUUCCUCCUUUCUUUCCUGUACCCCUGCGUCUCAGCCCACGGCUACGUCCAGCAGCUCCUUCUCGGGCCCAACCUAGUCGAAGCAUGGAACCCAUACAAAGACCCGCAGAAGAACCCUCCUGUGAACAAAGUAACGAGGAAGUUCCUGGACAAUGGGCCCGUUACCGACAACGCGUUUUUGACGGAUGCCAUUACGUGCAACUACGGCGCAAAAGGCGCUGCGAAUAAUGUUCCCGCUAACGUGAGUGUGGAGGUCGCGGCGGGGAGUAAGGUGUCGUUCUUUUGGACGGAGUGGACGAGUGAUCAUCCGGGGCCGAUCAUGACAUACCUCGCCAACUGCGCCGGCGACUGCACGACGUUCUCCGGCUCAACGGGCAACGUAUGGGUCAAGAUCCAUCAGGCUGGCUACGAUUCGACGCUCGAUCCGCCGUGGGCGUCGAAGCGUCUGCCCACGCAGAAUAGUACUUGGAGUGUGACGUUGCCGGCGAAGUUAGCAGCGGGAGAGUAUUUGCUCAGGUAA
This is a messenger RNA of Didymosphaeria variabile, 537 nucleotides long. RefSeq lists its product as uncharacterized. The transcript has 2 exons. NCBI's taxonomy places the organism in Eukaryota, Fungi, Ascomycota, Dothideomycetes, Pleosporales, Didymosphaeriaceae. Bases 1 to 537 code for a protein of 178 amino acids. The record is from RefSeq and is a predicted model, not a curated record.